AUGUCAUAUUUUGGGGAAUUUAAAGAUUUAAUACAAGAAGGUGACCUAGCGUUAGUUUGGAUCUCUAGAGAUAAUAUUAAACCUAUCACUGUUGAUUCCAAAGAAUUUUUCAAUACUAGAUAUGGCUCCUUUCCUCAUAGAGAUAUGAUUGGCAAGCCAUAUGGUUCUCAAAUUGCUAUUAGAACUAAGGGUAGUAAUAAAUUUGCAUUUAUUCAUGUUUUACAACCUACUCCAGAACUAUGGACAUUGUCGUUACCUCACAGAACUCAGAUUGUUUAUACACCAGAUUCUUCAUAUAUCAUGGAAAGAUUGAAUUGUGGACCUAAUUCAAAUGUUAUUGAAGCAGGUACUGGUUCAGGGUCAUUUUCUCAUGCAUUUGCAAGAAAUGUCAAACAUCUUUAUAGUUUUGAAUUCCAUGAGGCAAGAUAUAAUCAAGCCAAAGAAGAAUUUGAAAAGCAUGGCCUAAUUAAUAUUGAGAAUAAUGUAACUAUCACUCACAGAGAUGUCUGUGAAAGUGGAUUUACCAUAAAAAAAGGUGAUGUUACUUCAAACCAGUUUAAAGAUGACGAAGAAUACGUCAAUUUGGAGGCAAAUGCCAUCUUCUUAGAUCUUCCAGCUCCUUGGGAAGCCUUACCUCAUUUAGACACUGUUAUUAGUAAAGAUGAAAGCGUUGGAUUAUGUUGUUUCUCUCCAUGUAUCGAGCAAGUAGAUAAGACUAUUGAAGCAAUGGAAAAAAAUGGUUGGAUAAACAUUCAAAUGGUAGAAAUACAGUCAAAACAAUAUGAAAGUAGAAGACAAAUGAUUAGAACAUUGGAUGAUGCUUUAGAAAGAUUAAGAGAUAUUAAGAGCCACAAGUUAGAAGGUGUUGCUAGAAGAAAAAGAGAGUUUGAAAAUAUGAUUAAUGAGGAGAAAAAACUCGAUACAAAUGCUAACAAAAUCGAUAAGAAGGACAUUUCAACUCAAACAGAAAAGCCAACCUCUAAGAAAGCACAAAAUAAUAGGCCUAUAAUUGCCAAGACUAAAUUUAAUCCAUUUGGCAAAGGCUCUAGAGUAAGAGAAGGGGAUACUAAUUUCCAAUGGAAACAAGUCAGUAAAGUUGAAACGGAGAUCAAAUCUCAUACGUCUUAUUUAACUUUUGCAUUUAAAACGAUAACCAAUACUAGAGAUGAAGAACUUUUCCAAAAGGAGUUGGAAUUUACUACCUCUAAGCCAUCCUCCCAUAAAAAAUAA
Molecule: messenger RNA, 1230 nt
Organism: Henningerozyma blattae CBS 6284
Lineage: Eukaryota; Fungi; Ascomycota; Saccharomycetes; Saccharomycetales; Saccharomycetaceae
Gene: GCD14
Product: tRNA 1-methyladenosine methyltransferase subunit GCD14
Exons: 1
Coding region: 1-1230 (409 amino acids)
Biological process (GO): tRNA methylation
Cellular component (GO): tRNA (m1A) methyltransferase complex; nucleus
Source: RefSeq, a predicted model, not a curated record